AUGGCUCGCUAUGUUAACAAUCUCGGUUCAGCCCCAGAGGAAGGAAUCAUUCACAAAUUAAUACAUGUCCCCGGCCUCAUGUUCAAUACUAUCAUCAGCACAAUGGUUCUGAUUGGGUUGGAAACAAACUGGAGUAUCUCUGGGAGUUGGAAGAUUUACCAUUUCAUCACAACCUCACCAACCACGACGCAGCAAGUGGUGACGGUCACUGCAGGUCUUCUUGCAACAAUUCACGCCAAUGCAAUUACAAAAUUGAUCAAUCACGCUACCCGUAUUACUCUCCUAAAGCAGCCAACCUCUCUUCAUCGACUUAAGUGGUGGUAUACCCUAAGUACUAUAUCGUUAGAUCUAUCAGUCCGAUGGGCUGAAAAGCCAGUUGUGCUUGGAAGUUGGCUUGCUUUGUCACAUGGACUAUCUUUUCUAUGGGCCGGCGCCAUCGCCCCAGUUCCAGCGAUGAUAAAUGAUAUGCAAAGCUCGAUAACUCUUCCUCAAUAUACAGGUCAAUCAUCGCGAUACUGGGCGCAGAAUGGCUUCUACCCCAACCAAUUCAAUGCAUCUCUUAUCGACCCCAAGGGUACGUUCACAUACCUUCCAACCUGGGACCGACUCGGAUAUUUGAUUGUGGAUGGGUCCUCGGCCACAAGCACAGACGGUCAAACACAGGUACACUCCAAGAAUGAUAAUUCGAAUUAUACCUAUGUCGGCCGAUCAUAUGGAGUUGGCUCUUCCGUGGGUCUGUCGGAUGAAGCAUUACAAAAUACCACGCUCAAAUACCAGUAUACGGAGAAUGGUUACCAUGCUGCGGUCGAUUGUAUCUACAACGCGUCCUCACAACUCCGAUUGCUGCUAGCUCAGCCAGGAUGUGGUGGUUUGAUUGUAGGGGGAAUAGGAGGAGAUCAAGACAUUGUGGCGGCAGGGUGGUGGGCAUCAACUGAAUCCGGUCUUCAAUUUGAUGGCCUUCCAAACCCGAACCUGUACAUCGGCAAGACACGACCGGUUCUCUCACAAUCAUACACCGCUUUGACUGCAGGAUCUGGAAACCCGAAUCUGAACAAUGUACAGUGCAGCAUUUCCAUGGUCCCUACCGCUUUCAUCGUUAACGUCGAUACCCAUAAUCGAAAGCUCUCAGUCGCUCCGCAGAACAAUUCGAACAUGGAGGAUAUCGAGCCCACUGGCUUCAUUGCAGAUUCAGCUGCUGCGGUUCUUGCCAUCAUGGCCAGUUCCGACACGAGUUUCAAAACUUCAGUUAUCGGCAGUAUCCUAAUACGCAAUGUCAACAAUAAAAUCUUGCAGCAGGGGCUUUCCGAUCAAUCCCAGCUGCAAGAUGUUGCAACGUUGCAAGGCAUCGCCGAAUCCAUAGAAACACUCAUUGACGAUAGCCUUCUGGCCACAGCAAGUGCGCAACUCAUGAUUGCCAAGGAUGUCUAUACUGUUACUCCAAGUGUAUGGAGGAACGGACUGUGGAUUGGGGAAAAAAGUGUUGUAAUUGCUCUCGUUCUUGUCAACGCUUUUAUCAUUGCGCUAUUCAUUGAAGAAGCACUGCGGACACGAAUCUGGAGAGCCCUUCCAAAGUUCGAUUACAGCAAAGUCGAAAAUAUCAUGGUGGCUACCUCAUUGGGAGGGUCUGCUCUUGGUGAUGCAGUAUUGAGCAAAUCGAGCUGGGUUGGUGGUGAUUUGACAGAGGCUGCUGAAGAUGUGAGAGUUAUGGUGAGCUAUGCAGAUCAUGUGCAACUUGCUAUGGCUGGUGAGGAGACGGAUGAACAACGUAGCGAGGAUAGAAUCGAACUCAUUCCUCGCAAGGAUCUAAAAGGAUACCGCACUGGUGGCCGGGGCGAUGAUGAGUAA
Molecule: messenger RNA, 1845 nt
Organism: Mollisia scopiformis
Lineage: Eukaryota; Fungi; Ascomycota; Leotiomycetes; Helotiales; Mollisiaceae
Exons: 2
Coding region: 1-1845 (614 amino acids)
Source: RefSeq, a predicted model, not a curated record